UGUAUAUAUAUGUAUAGCCUUUCCUUAAUCCUUAAUCCUUAAUCUCUGGUGAAUCGCAACUCGCAACAAUUGGCAGGUGAAAUUGUCGUAACGCCUUGAGCUAAAGCUGUCCAUCUACAAGAAUAAUCGAAUGGAAUCUACUGAACUACAAGACAUAGAUUUCUUUAGCUCUUUUUCCGAGCACACAAUACCAACUUUCUUCACUCCACGCACAAGCUCGCUCCGACCCGACUCCUUAUCCGAAGAUCCGGAUUCACCAAAGCCACAAAACCAAGACGAAGACGAGUACGUCGCCGAGUUGACUCGCCAGAUGACUAACUACAUGCUUCAAGACGAUGAAACGCAUCAAAAGUCUUGUCUUGGUGGCUCUGGCUCGCCGCAAUCGACUCUUUGGUCACCAUUCGCUUCCGGUUACAGCAGCCCAAUCGGUCCUUCCCGAGAACCAUCGCCGCCGCUAACUCCGGCGACGUCGGUGGACACGAAGCCGUUGAUGAUCCCUUUUCAAUCAAAACAAGCUUUAAUCGAUGACCAGAUCCGAUCUGUUCAAGCUAACUUCAACAAAAUCAAGAUGGAGAAAGAGAAGCAACGAAACGAUGACGUAUUGAGACUCAAAGCAAGGAACUACCACCACCAGCAGAGGACAAGGUCGGGCGUUAAAGCGGUGUUCGUUGACGGGUCGGGUUCGAAAACCGGGUCGGGUGGAACCGGAGUGUUCUUGCCACGUAGUCAUGGUACUGUUGUGGAGUCACGCAAGAAACCAGGAUGUUCAACAGUAAUAAUACCAGCAAGAGUAGUUGAAGCCUUGAAAGUUCACUUUGACAAAUUGGGUGUUCCUUCAACAUUCUCUUCUGAUAUCCCUCCUUUUCAUGAUGCUUUGUUGGUGUCCAUGAAGAACAAUAACAACAAAAGUAACAACAGUAGUUCAUCAACUCGGGCACAAAGUGGACCACCGUACAUGGCGAAGACGUUAGCCGAGAGCCACCAAGACUCACCGGCGGAUUUGCCACAGGAAUGGACGUACUGAUCGAACAAUGGCACAUGCUAUUUGGUUGCUGAAGUUAUAGGUUUUUAAAAGGUAGUGUCUCGUCGGAUUGAUUAUUUUAUAGUGGGGUCAGAAUAUAAAAUAAAAAUAAAAAGCUUUCAAAAACUAGUAAGAUUUUUUUAUUGGAAAUAUAUAGAUUUUAAUCGGUUGUCAAUUUGUUCUUUUAUUAUUGGUAGUUUCAGAAGCUGGGGUUCAAGUAAAAUCAAUAAUUCUUGUCAUAAAAGAACAAUAAAGUAUGCAUAUAUAUGUUCAUAUAUAUUGCAUGUCUAUUGUAAUAAAGGGGAUGGGUUGUUUUCAUGUAAGAUUUCUUGUAAUAAAAGCAUUAUG
Messenger RNA from Eutrema salsugineum, 1369 nucleotides. RefSeq lists its product as uncharacterized. Lineage: Eukaryota; Viridiplantae; Streptophyta; Magnoliopsida; Brassicales; Brassicaceae. The record is from RefSeq and is a predicted model, not a curated record. The transcript has 6 exons. The coding region runs from base 131 to 1024 and encodes 297 amino acids.